UGAUUCGAUCCGACCAAUGAACGGAACUUUACAUUUCAUGUGACUGUAAAUGCAAGACCAGAAUACCGAAGGAAGUCAUAUGACUUGUAAUCAGGUCAUGGUGAAUGAAGCAUAUGGGAUAAUCAGUUUUUAACCGAUUGACUGGAAUGAUUUUGGUGGUAUUGUCUUUUGAAGUCUCUCUGAUGUGCUCAGAUUUACCCAGCUCGAUAUGUAUGCUCCGGGAACAGAGAGUUUAAUAAAACAGGCAAGGGAAAUACAGGAAGAAGAGCUACAGAAGUUUUAUGGUCGUGUAUUAAAACAACUUCAGUCCAGCAAAGAUGCUGGAGGAGAGUUAGUUGAUUCUCUCCAGAGGCUCCACCUGAUUGUUUCUGCCACAAAAUAUGCCAGAACGCUUCCCCCAGAGCUCAGUAAGAAGCUCCAGGCACUGCUCCGCUCACCGUCAUCUCCAGAGCAGUUUCAUGCUCUGUCCUCCGCCAUCCUCAGGGAGAGUCUGCCUCUCAGUGCUCAGAGCCUCUCCAUAGAGUUCAACCAGGACAGCAGGGCGCUCAGCUACCUGGCCAGCGUGGUGCUUUCCCAGGCUGGCAGGAAGGAAGAUCUGCUCCCUCUCUGUCAGCAUUUGCUGAGGAGUCUGGAGUCAAGACAACCUGAGAUACAGCCUCCCAAACACACACUUCCCAUUCUCUCCAAAAUGUUCACCUUCUCAUCAUUGCUCCUUAGUGAAGAUCAGGUGAAUCUGGUCAGUAGGAAGUUGGCUGACUGGUUGCGAUAUGCCAGUGUUCACCAGGGAGCCUCCAUCUCCUCUGGGGGUUUUUUCACCAGUCCCAGAACACGUCAGCCAGCGCUAAUGACUGAAGUGGAUGGGGCAGUUGCAGGAGACUUUUUCACUGUGCUGUGUGUGGGACAGAACUACACCGAUGACCAGUGGAUGAACAUGUACACAUUUUCUAUGGUUAAGAGCUGGCUGCUCACCUAUAACACAGAAGGAAGUUCAAAUGUAGACUCAGCUCAGCUAAAAAGAACGCAGGUCAUUCAAACACCGUACCAAGACGACCGUUCCGAGAUGGACAGCUCUGUGAUGUCCAUGGUGUCGGCCACAUCCUCCUCCAGCCGGCUCCUCCCUCCAAAGGAGCGGCUCCGGGAGAAGGCCUUUGAGUACUGCCACCGGCUGAUUGAGCAGAGUGACCGCAAGGCCCUGAAGAGGGCAGAUGCUGAGUUGCAGAAGGCGUGCAUGGUGGAGGCUGUGAGUGUAAUGGACAUCAUCUGCAGUGAGGAUGCCUCCUAUGUGUACCGCGCCUUCCCCUGCAUCAAAGCACUACACGGGCGGCUGAGCACAGAUUUGGCAUUUGCCCGAGCUCUACUGCCUGUGGCUCAGUUUUACCUCAACCACAGCGAGACAGCCGCUGUAGACUCGGAAGCGAUUUUCUGCCAGCUCUUCAGUCGCUUCCCAGCCGAGCUCUUCAACGAGCCCAUGCUGGCCUUUGAGUUUGUCCACUUCUGCCUCCACAAUGUCAGUGUCCUGCAGGAGAAGGUGGCUGUGUACAGACGCAGCUUCCCCAACCUGCUCAAGUUCCUGGCAUGGAAUGGCCCGGGGCUAAUAUCGGAGUUUAUGGAGCUGCUACCCUCACUGUUGGCUCCUGACACAGCACUUGAGCUGCUCCACACACUGCUGGACCUGCCCUGCCUGGCUGCCACCCUGGACCUCCAGCACAGGUCAGCAUGUUACCAGGUCCAAAAUUGGGAUGUGUGGGACCAGCAGGGAGCUAAGAUGGCUGUGUCUCUGGAGGCCUUCCGGCAACCCACUUACAGAGGACUCUUCCUCUACAUCCUCAGACCUGAGGCAGGGACUGGGGACACCAUUGACAGGUUGAGUAUGCUGCAUGAGGCUCUGGAGGGCAUGGUGGAGAGCCCCCGAGUGGUUCACUGUGCACAGAUUGUCCCUGUGCUCUUACACGUCUACUUCAACACAGUCACUCAGUUGGCUGAUGAGAGGCUGAUAAACCAGCUGCUGCAGGUCCUGGUGGAAAGAAGCAGCCUCCUCUACAACAUAAAGAGCUUCAGCAUUGAAGUACAGAGGGUGUUCAGCAUGCACCUGCAGACCCUGUGCAAACUGCACCCUCCACUGAUUGUGGAUCAGUACAAGGAGCUGCUGGAGUUUGCCAGUACCACAACCAACAUCUACAGUAAAGAGGACUUCUACACACAUCUGGUGUGGGUUAUAGGAGAAUAUCUGUCGCUCUCGUACAACCCUUGCUGCACUGUGGAGCUGAUUACCUCAUUUUUCGAGGGGCUGGAGGCAGUGUUGUUUGAGAUCACGCAGGUGCGUCAGUCCGCCAGCCCCCCGCGCUACACGCCACGCCUCCUCACCGUGCUGAUGACCGCCCUUGCCAAGCUAGCCUCCCGCAGCCAGGACCUCAUCCCUCGGGCUUCGCUCUUCCUGUCCAAGAUCCAUUCAUUCGCACACAGUGGCCCCGUGGAGAUAUGCUUCAGUGAGGAUGACACUGAGGAGAUCAUCACAUGUGCCCAGGAGCUCAACAACCUGCUAAAGCUGCCUAACGUGGCUCAGUUUGUUCUAACACCAGCCGCCCAGGCUGAUGGCCCGCGCUGGCACCGGGACACCAACACCGCCCUGCCUCACCGCAUGAGGGCCAUCAGCAGCCUGCUCCAGAACCACUCCAGCUUCUUGCCAGCAUAGCACCACCCACCCACAAAGCUCCCUGUAGCCUUGCACUGGGACAGAGAAUGGGCAAAAUGGGAGUGCACUCAAUCACUAUUACAAACCUAGCAGAGCUUGGUCACAGGGCAGGCAAUCAGAAGAACCCUCUAAUCAAAGUAAUCAUCACCAUCACAAGUUGUAAUCAUGUUGAUUAAUGGCAUUGAUGACUGAAUGAUUCACUGAACCUGAAAGGAAGCCUUUAGCUGCUGCACUAGAAACAUCUGAGGAAGCUGCCAGACUAGUACUGGAGCUUCUAAGGAAGUGAGCAGCUGAAGCACCUUUCACACAGCAGAGAAUUUCAGUAAUGUUGUCCCUAUAUUGUGGUGAUACAAUGGACAAAAUAAGGUUUAAAAUUGUUUUUUAUUUUGUAUAUUCAAGGACGAUGUUUAAAAAUUCAUAAACUCCAACUGCACAGUAUCUGCAAAUCAGUUAGAAAAAUAUUUUUAUUAAAAUGUGAUGUGGGGAGGAAAUAAAGAGAAAAAAGCAUUCAAACCUGA
Molecule: messenger RNA, 3210 nt
Organism: Electrophorus electricus (electric eel)
Lineage: Eukaryota; Metazoa; Chordata; Actinopteri; Gymnotiformes; Gymnotidae
Gene: ap5z1
Product: adaptor related protein complex 5 subunit zeta 1
Cellular component (GO): AP-5 adaptor complex
Source: RefSeq, a predicted model, not a curated record